Molecule: messenger RNA, 1026 nt
Organism: Spodoptera exigua (beet armyworm)
Lineage: Eukaryota; Metazoa; Arthropoda; Insecta; Lepidoptera; Noctuidae
Source: the annotation of a GenBank genome assembly
AUGAGCGUGACUAUAAAACGCAUUCAACCACGACGAGUCAAAAGUACGCUGCGAAGACCUGACAAGUUCUACGUUUAUGAUGAUGAUGAGUCGGAUCAGAGCUCUAACAAAACUUUGACGGCCGAAUGCGCCGACCACAGCACGCAGACCAAGGCAAAAUUAAUGGACUGGAAAAAAUACCACAGACUAAGCGUAAUAUACGCAUUUAUAGAAGAGCUAGAAAGAGACUACCCAGCAAUAUGUACUGUGUCUGUGAUUGGAAAGUCUGUUGAAGGAAGGGAUAUUAAGAUGCUGAAGAUAUCCAACAGCAACGCAAACAACUCUGGAGUAUGGCUGGAUGCUUGCAUACAUCCCCGAGAAUGGAUCAGUGUAGCAGUCAUCACUUAUAUAGCUGAUAUGCUCGUCAAAAAUUUUCAUACACUUUCUUCUGCUAUAACUAGUAAAGAUUGGCAUAUAAUACCAGUACUAAAUCCAGAUGGUUAUGAAUACACGCAUACACAUGAACGUAUGUGGAGAAAAAAUCGUGCGAGCUAUGCAUGGGGCCAAAGUAACGGCGAAGAAGGCUCAUCAGAUGAACCAAGCCAUGUUUUCUACAGAGGUCCAGCCCCAUUUUCUGAACCAGAGACGGUCGCAGUAAGGGACACGAUUUUGGGAUCAGUGACACCUUUCAAGGUGUUCAUCUCCUUCCAUAGUUACUUCGAGCUGAUCAUCUUUCCAUGGGGCAACAGGCAGGAUCCGUGUCCCGACUACCUGCAUCUAUUGGAGGGCGGCACUGUUAUGGCAAGGGCAAUACAUGAAACGUCCGGGAAGACAUAUAAAGUUGGAAGCACUAAGGACCUCACCUACUACGCGUGUGGGACCAGUAUAGACUGGAGCUAUUCGAUAGCGAAGAUACCAUACUCCUAUAUGGUAGAGCUUAGGAGUAAGCAACACAAGUUUAGACUUCCGAAAGACCAAAUAAUUGAAACUUGCAAAGAAAUUUGGCAUGCUGUCAAGAGUUUGAUGGACUAUGUUGAUGAACAUUGA